Glarea lozoyensis ATCC 20868 is the source of this 1062-nucleotide messenger RNA. RefSeq lists its product as uncharacterized. Gene Ontology annotation, molecular function: ER lumen protein retrieval receptor activity. The coding region runs from base 1 to 1062 and encodes 353 amino acids. Gene Ontology annotation, biological process: endoplasmic reticulum to Golgi vesicle-mediated transport; protein retention in ER lumen. Gene Ontology annotation, cellular component: cis-Golgi network; endoplasmic reticulum; membrane. The transcript has 3 exons. NCBI's taxonomy places the organism in Eukaryota, Fungi, Ascomycota, Leotiomycetes, Helotiales, Helotiaceae. The record is from RefSeq and is a predicted model, not a curated record.
AUGAGCAACGGCAUGAAUAUCUUCCGCAUCCUCGCGGACAUCAGCCAUACCCUCUCGAAAUGCAUCCUCAUAAUCGCCAUCCACCGCAACAAGAGCGCAGAAGGCGUAUCCUUGAUCACUCAAGCGCUGUACGCGCUCGUGUUCGUGACGCGGUAUCUUGACAUCUUCAAGAAGUAUGCGUGGGGAGCCGCGUGGAACAUCUCGCUCAAGCUGUUCUACCUCUUCAGCUCUUUCUACAUCUUGUUUUUGAUGCUCAAAGUGUAUGCGCGCACGCGAGAGCGGGAGAAGGCGUGGAAGUUUGGGGCGGCAUGUCUGGGUGGGAGUGCGAUUCUGGCGCCGUUUGCGAUGAUGAUUUUCGAGCAUAAGGGGCAGUGGGGGUUGGGCGAGAUUCUCUGGGUCUUUUCCAUCAUCCUCGAAUCCGUCUGUGUGCUACCACAGCUUCUCCUCCUGCGACAAACCACCGUCCCAACCGUCAUCGAUUCCUUCUACCUAAUUACCCUCGGCUCAUACCGCGGCCUCUACAUUCUCAAUUGGAUCAUGCGAGAAAUCUCCCCGCACGGCAGAUACCCCGAGCCGAUCCCCAUCAUUUUCGGCAUCAUCCAAACCGCAUUCUACAUUGACUUCUUCUGGGUCUACUAUUCCCGCCAAAGAGUCAAGCUUCGAGGUGGAGGGAUCGUCGAUGCGGACGAUGUGUCCAAAGGAUGGAUUCUCAGUAAGGUGUUUGGAAACAAACGAAUUGUUGGUGAUUUGGACGAUGAGGAGAGCACACCUGCACUUGCAGAUGAUGUGGAGAGUGGACAAAGAUCUGCUUCGAACUGGGGAGCUCGAGGUAUCAGUGUCUCUGCUGAUAACGGGGUCUUGGAGAGCGAGAGCGAUCGAGUGUUUUCAGAACAAGAAGAUGGGAUUAUUGACACUGAAGGCGAGGCGGACCCGGAUGCUAAAAUGAAGGAUCCGGAUGAGCUGGCCAAGAUAUUGGAGGAUGAUGAUAGUGACGAUGGGUUUGCUCCAAGUGGAACCUCCAAGGUUGGAAAUGGAUCUGAGUGGAGGGAUAUUGGAAAGUAG